Mercenaria mercenaria is the source of this 1197-nucleotide messenger RNA. Its product is annotated as galactoside alpha-(1,2)-fucosyltransferase 2-like. The coding region runs from base 1 to 1197 and encodes 398 amino acids. Gene Ontology annotation, biological process: carbohydrate metabolic process. The record is from RefSeq and is a predicted model, not a curated record. Gene Ontology annotation, molecular function: galactoside 2-alpha-L-fucosyltransferase activity. Gene Ontology annotation, cellular component: membrane. The transcript has 3 exons. NCBI's taxonomy places the organism in Eukaryota, Metazoa, Mollusca, Bivalvia, Venerida, Veneridae.
AUGUCUAUAGAUCUAGGACGAAAAACGCUUUUCAAUAUAGAAAAAGGGCCAUCGGACAAUUGGUUCAAAAAGCUUAUCCAGAGACACCCGGAGCUAUCCGAGAGAAAGCCUGAGAAUCAAGACAAAGCCAGAACAGCUAUGUCGAACAAGGGCGUUAUGGAACGCUUUUGCUCAUUUCUAAAGGAUGUAUUUGUGAAGUACGACGUCAUGAACAAACCGUCACAGGAAAGUAAAACAACAGCCAUUGAUGAAACAAAUUAUCACAACCAAAGUUGUUUUUACUUGUCUUGGAGAACUGAUUUAGAGCUGAAGACACUGAGAGAAAUUGUCAUACACAGUUCGGGAAAAAACUUAAGCGCGGUCAAUGAAUCUAAAGCAGUAAGAAACAUAUCAGAUAUUUGCAAGCGUUUUGUGACUUUAGAAAGCAGUCUUGGACGAAUGGGAAAUCAAAUGUUUCAAGUUGCCGCUGUGUUGGGUGUAGCAUACACUUAUGACAUUGUACCAAUUCUACCAAAACAAUGUCUACUAGCUAAAUAUAUCGAUUUGCCGAAUGCUGUUGAUAAAAGGGAAAUAUUAGAUAAUACAGUUAGAUUUAGGUGCAAAGCCACAGCUUAUUUCAGCGUUUGUCCCGCUGGUGUUUUAGAUUCUAAGUCAAAUAUAACUAUGCAUGGACAUUUUCAAUCAUGGCUGUUUUUUAAAAAGGCACAAGACAUGAUAAGGAAAGUUUUAACUUUAAAAGGAAUAUACAAGAUGAAAGCUGAUCAUUUUAUACGUACAUCAACGAAAAGUGGUUAUAAAAAAGUAUGUAUCCAUAUUCGACGAGGAGACUUUUUAAAAGAAAGACUAUUAAGGAAAGGGUUUUCUGUUGCAGACCUAACGUAUAUUAAACGAGCAAAGGAGGUAUUUCUUAAAAGGUAUUCCAAAGUACAAUUUGUAGUGUUAAGCAAUGACAAGGAAUGGUGCAAAAUGCAUAUCAAAGGGGAUGUGAUCAGUAACUUCACAGAACCUGGAGAUGAUAUGGCUUUAAUGGCAUUGUGUGACGACGUAGUUGUUACAUCAGGAACUUUUGGUUGGUGGGGUGCAUGGCUUUCUGGUGGAACGACUGUAUAUUUCAAGGGAUACCCGAGACCAAGGUCUCCUUUAGAUCUUCAUUUCAACAGAACUGAAUAUUAUCCACCUCACUGGAUUGGCAUAUAA